This is a messenger RNA of Ylistrum balloti, 1171 nucleotides long. RefSeq names its product MKRN2 opposite strand protein-like. The transcript has 4 exons. Lineage: Eukaryota; Metazoa; Mollusca; Bivalvia; Pectinida; Pectinidae. The coding region runs from base 1 to 636 and encodes 211 amino acids. The record is from RefSeq and is a predicted model, not a curated record.
AUGACUGCUACAGACCCUUAUACAGUGAGAUGCUUUCAACACUGUGACAGAACUCAGAAUAUUCUAUGUUUUUCCAUUCCCCUGAUCUGCCCGCUGUGUGGUAGAAGCACCACAGAAACUGAAAGUCGAAUACCACCAUAUGUUUUGCCAUCUCCAUUUGUACAAGCACAGAAGCAUCCAUUUGCUAUCAUCAUUAAACCAACUCUAGGGACAUUUCUGCAAAAUUACACAGAUGCAUCAAAUCUACAUAUAGGAUUGACAGAUUCCCAAGGUGUAACAUUUGAUUACGAUGAGGAGGGUGUUAACAUUAAUGCACCUGGCUGGGACCAAUGUGUUUCCAUAGAGAUGAUACAAACGUCAGGUGAUUUCUCAUCAGAAUGGGAUCUAACCUUACGAAGACUGAGUAAAAGUGACCUCUGGACGAAGUACAGAUACCAUGAGGAUGAGUACAACUGCUUUGACUUUGUGAUACAGUUUUUGUGGAAAGUUCGGCUACACCAUGUCAAUCCUGCUCUGAGGAGUAAGUCAGCGUUGUGUCAGGAACUUGUCGUUCAACAAACAAGACGUGCAGGACAAUAUAUCUCAAUUUAUAGACACAUUCAUUCUCACGGAUAUCUCUGUCAAAUGGUUAAAUGAGUCCUAGACUUGUACCAAUCUAGCAUCUUCAAUGUUACAAAAGGCAGCAACACAAAUUAUUUCAAACCUUGGCCUCCCUUGCACCAUAUCAUCCUCAUCAUCAUCAAGAAGGCUGGAUACCUGUAGGAAUUCAACCUGUCAGCCUUAACAUGUCCAAUACAACACAACCAGCCACACGUCAAGGUUUGAGGAUGAUACAUACAUGACUUAACUUCACGUUAAUCUGGUCAGCUCGUAAAUGGUGUAACUAGGAUUAGACAGCAUUCAUUUCCCAGUGUAACCAUCACUGCCUCUCCGAACCUCCAUAUAACCCAAAAUUUUAAACAUACAGCAUAUCUCUUUAUACAGAGGUCCUAGUAAAGAGGAAGAGUUAUCUCCCUUCCCAGAUAUACUGUACCCAUAUUGUUGCGAGUAACAUGUAUUAUAGUAUUGAAGGGUUGAAUCUCCUUCUUCCAUGAACAUGGAGAAGAAUUUUAUUAGAAAUUGUCAAUUUCAGAUGAGUCUACCUGUGUUUUUUUCUGUGGUUACCUGUAAA